Messenger RNA from Oppia nitens, 526 nucleotides. Its product is annotated as nucleoside diphosphate kinase 6-like. Gene Ontology annotation, biological process: GTP biosynthetic process; CTP biosynthetic process; UTP biosynthetic process. The coding region runs from base 5 to 526 and encodes 173 amino acids. The transcript has 5 exons. Gene Ontology annotation, molecular function: nucleoside diphosphate kinase activity. The record is from RefSeq and is a predicted model, not a curated record. Lineage: Eukaryota; Metazoa; Arthropoda; Arachnida; Sarcoptiformes; Oppiidae.
UGUAAUGAUGACAAUGAAAACAGUGACCAAACCUGCGUUAGAGCUUACGUUAGCCAUCAUUAAGCCCGACGUCUGUAAAGAUGUCAAUCGUCUGAAUGCGAUCAGAAAUACUAUCAGAAUUAAUGGAUUUUAUUUUAUCCAAUCUCUGGUCACACAAAUGUCACCCGAAAUGGCCAAACAGUUUUAUGUUGAACACCGAGAUAAGUUUUUCUACAACCGAUUGGUCACAUUUAUGUCUUCGGGAGAUAUAUCAGUGCACGUAUUGGCCAAAGAUAACGCUAUAAUUGAUUGGCGCAAAUUGAUGGGACCGACCAAAGUUUAUAAGACUAAGUUCUUGGAGCCAAACUCUUUGAGAGGAAAGUAUGGCUUAAGUGAUACCCGAAACGCGACCCAUGGAUCAGAUUCUGUACAAUCAUUUGAAAAAGAAUAUAAAUAUUUUUUUAAUGAUUUUUCACCACAAAAAUGGAUGACUAAUGAAAUGGAAUUACACAUUAUUAAAACCAUUAAUUACUUCAAAGUACAGUAA